Messenger RNA from Acanthosepion pharaonis, 1101 nucleotides. Lineage: Eukaryota; Metazoa; Mollusca; Cephalopoda; Sepiida; Sepiidae. The record is from the annotation of a GenBank genome assembly.
AUGGGGCCACUGCUCUCAACUUCCUUAGACUCCCGGCGGAGUAUGGAGCCACUGCUCUCAAGUUCCUUAGACUCUACUAGCGAGUAUGGGGCCACUGCUCUCAACUUCCUUAGACUCCCGGCGGAGUAUGGAGCCACUGCUCUCAAACUCUGGAGGAGUAUGGGGCCACUGCUCUCAACUUCCUUAGACUCUACUAACAAGUAUGGGGCCACUGCUCUCAACUUCCUUAGACUCCCUGGAGGAGUAUGGGGCCACUGCCACUACUAUCGUCCCUUAGACUCUACUAACAAGUAUGGGGACACUGCUCUCAACUUCCUUAUACUCCCGGCGGAAUAUGGAGCCACUGCUCUCAACGAGUAUGGGGCCACUGCUCUCAGACUCCUUAGACUCUGGACUACUAGGAGUAUGGGGCCACUGCUCUCAAGUUCCGGCGGAGUAUACUCUGCUCAAGUCCCGAGUCUACUAACAAGCCACUGCUCAACUUCCUUAGACUUAGACUCCCGGCGGAAUUCUGCUAACGAGUAUGAGGCCACUGCUCGCAACUUCCUUAGACUUCCGGAGGAGUUGGGGCCACUGCUCUCAAGUCCCUUAGACUCUACUAACAAGUAUGGGGCCACUGCUCUCAACUUCCUUAGACUUCCGGAGGAGUAUGGGGCCACUGCUCUCAAACUCCCCGAGGAGUAUAGAGCCACUACUCUCUGUCACUUAGAUUCUACUAACAAGUAUGGGGCCACUGCUCUCAACUUCCUUAGACUUCCGGAGGAAAUUCUGCUAACGAGUAUGAGGCCACUGCUCGCAACUUCCUUAGACUCCCGGCGGAGUAUGGAGCCACUGCUCUCAAGUUCCUUAGACUCUACUAGCGAGUAUGGGCCCACUGCUCGCAACUUCCUCAGACUCCCCGAGGACUAUAGAGCCACUACUACCGUCCCUUACAUUCUGCUAACGAGUAUGAGGCCACUGCUCAUAACUUCCUUAGACUUCCGGAGGAGUAUUGGGCCACUGCUCUCAAGUUCCUUAUACUCUACUAGCGAGUAUGGGGCCACUGCUCUCAACUUCCUUAGACUUCCUGAGGAGUAUAGAGCCACUACUAUCGUCCCUUAG